Molecule: messenger RNA, 588 nt
Organism: Funneliformis geosporum
Lineage: Eukaryota; Fungi; Glomeromycota; Glomeromycetes; Glomerales; Glomeraceae
Source: the annotation of a GenBank genome assembly
AUGAAUACUACACUUAGAAAUACUGAGUCUAAUAAACAAAGCUCAUGGAUUCUUAAUACCUUCAAACAAUAUGAGGAUAAAUAUUCAGUAAACAAAAAAAUAAAAGCUUCUAUUAAUGUCCAAAUUGUUAGUGUUACUGGAGCGAAAAUUACACCAUUAGGAAAGAUGUUCAAAGUUGAUAUUAAAAUAGGAAAAUUUGAAAUUAAAAAAGAUAUGAUUGUAAUAGAAGUAUCAGGAUAUAGUGUUCUACUUGGAAAUGAUUGGAUUACCAACCAAGCAAAAGCAAUUAUUAAUACUGAAAAACAAAUUAUGAUAAUAAAGCAAAAUAAAGAAAUUGAUACUGUUCUAAUUACCUGCUUUACAAAAAUAAAUCCUGAAAUUUUAUCACCAAUAGAUUUCUUUGAGAAAGAAUAUGACGAAUUAGAACUUGAAGAAACAGAAGGAGAACCUCAAAAUUAUCUAACUGAUAAUACUGGAAGUGAUCAAAAUGAUGCUUUUGUAAACCAUUACAGAAUAAUGAAAAGUGUUUAUUUUAUCAAAAAUUAUAUGAAGAUCUUGAAGAUUAUUGAGUUGCUAAAACUCAAAUAA